Pygocentrus nattereri (red-bellied piranha) is the source of this 2356-nucleotide messenger RNA. RefSeq names its product B-cell receptor CD22-like. The record is from RefSeq and is a predicted model, not a curated record. The coding region runs from base 412 to 1767 and encodes 451 amino acids. The transcript has 10 exons. NCBI's taxonomy places the organism in Eukaryota, Metazoa, Chordata, Actinopteri, Characiformes, Serrasalmidae.
AUCGGAAGAGCUUCGGAGACGUCCGAAGAGGCGUCGGGGUCACCAUUGAAGCGGGUCGUGAAGUAAGGAGGCUCAAAUUAGUGGAGAAUCCCGCGGAGGGAAAACUUUAAUUUAACGAGACAAAAACGAAACUCACAACUCAACUAAAACCAACUAUUGCCUCCCCCCUUGAGUCUCUUAAAGGGCUAGACCCCGUUGAGUGACUUAAAGCCUGUCCGUCGUGGAUUCGCUCCAGUCGUUUAUCUGCUGUUGAAGUGCUGCAUCAUUGUGCAAAGGAGGACUGCUGCAACAAAAGCAGAAGAACGAGGCUAAACGUGUGUGAAUGUUCAGAAUGUGAGAACCCACAGAGAGUGGGGUAGCUUAAAACCUCAAAGCCGCUGCUCCUUUCUUCAUUUGCUGAUCUGACAGUAAAUGCGGAUGGUGGUCAUCAGCCAGACUCUUAAGAUGUCACUCAGAAUAACUCCUCCCACUUCUCUGGUCUUUCUACUCCUAAUUCACGGAGUUGUUGCUCAGAAUGGGUGGGGUGUGGAUUACAAAGAUCAGUCUAUCUGUGCUCUAAAGGGGUCUACAGUGACCAUGCGCUGCACUUACACAUAUCCAAGUGGUCCCGUAGUCCAAAAAGCUUUCUGGACCAAACAGUCGGGUCGAGGUUCAGAGCCUCCUGAUCUGUUAGAUGAUCCAGAGUACAGUGGCAGAGUUCAGUACCUCGGAGAUAAACAACACGACUGCACUCUCAGACUGAGGAAUGUGAGAGAAACUGAUAAAAGUAAAUAUUACUUCAGAUUUCUAACAGACCAAACUGGAGGACAGUAUCAAGGUAGAGGUGGAGUUGAUCUUUCAGUCACAGAUCUCCAGGUGGAGGUUCCUGAGAGAGUGAUAGAGGGAGAUGACGUCACUCUCACAUGUAAAACCACCUGCAGUCUGACAGUCACACCAACAUUCACCUGGUACAGAAAUGAACAUCGUUUAUCCUCCAAUACUGACCAGCUCCACCUGCAGCCGGUCAGCAGGGAGGAUGCAGGCAGGUAUCGCUGUGCUAGUCAGAACCUUCACUCUCCUGAGGUCACUCUUAAUGUUAGAUAUGGCCCUAAGAGGGUCUCAGUGUCCAUCAGUCCCUCUGGUGAUAUAGUGGAAGGCAGUUCAGUGACUCUGACCUGCAGCAGUGAUGCAGACCCACCUGUGCAGAACUACACCUGGUUUAAAGGAACAUCAUCAGUAGCAAAAGGAGAGACUUACACAAUGAAGAACAUCAGCUCUGUGGACAGUGGAGAAUACAAGUGCAGAUCCAGUAAUGAACAUGGAGAGAAGCUCUCUGAAGCUCUGACUCUGAAUGUUUUGUGGCAUCCAAACAUUUUCCUAUAUAUCAUCAUUGGCAUCAUAGUUGGAACUGGAGGCGUAUUCUUCAUCCUUGCCCUUUUGUUUAUAAGGAGAAAGAGAAAAUGUCAUUCAGCUGGAGAACCCAAGCCAAUACAGGAAAACCUCUAUAGCAACAUGGGAACAAGACCUUCAGUAAAUAACCCAGCAGAUUUGGCCAAUCAGGAUGAUGGUUUUUAUUCCACAGUUGAGCUCUGUGGAAGGAUCAACCCAAUCUAUGGUGCUGAGGACGAGGUUCCGUAUGGUAACAUCCAGCACCACCGUGAUCAGAUAGUCCAGAUGACUCAGGAGGCCGGGGUUGAGUACGCUUGUGUCAGAUUUUCUCAUGCUGAUCCAGCCCACAGUUCUGCUGCACUUCAGAGUCCCUCAGUGAUCUACAGCAGCGUGAACUAAACAACAUCUGAAGAUCUGCUCACCAUCCACAUUGGCAUCCUUCUGGACAUGGCUACUGGACACCCGGCGGAUCCACAUCAUCUUCAUUUACCUGCUUUUAUCACCUUUUUUCCACCCCCCAGUGUGUUUUAUUACAUUUUGGCCAUUUCCACUUUGUCUCUCCUCAAAUUCAGUGCUGGGAUGUUUAUUGGACAGAAAUUUCAACAUUUUGGUGGAAAGAAAUCAAAGUGGAACUAAAAGCAUUCAAAUACAAAUUUAUUUGAAGUGUCAUGAGUCAUCAGAGAUGAACCCACGUGUGCCUCUACAGGACACCAAGCGCAACUGCACGUUGUUUCACUGUUUGUUGAAAUAUUUACAUGCUUAUAUUUGCUGAUGUAAUGUAACUGUUAAAAGCAACAAUUGUUUUAAUAUUAGAAUUUUGGGAGCUUGUUUUGAGCAGAAGCUUAUUUUCUGGAUACAUGGACAAUAUGGCAAUAUAUACAUAUGGAUGUAUGGCAAUAGUGAUUUCUUUAGCACCUCUGAUUUCACCUUUUGCAGCUACACAAGCUUUAAAUGUAACAAAUUUCAGAUAAAAAUUUUAUAAAAUGUG